Messenger RNA from Eruca vesicaria subsp. sativa (arugula), 225 nucleotides. The record is from the annotation of a GenBank genome assembly. NCBI's taxonomy places the organism in Eukaryota, Viridiplantae, Streptophyta, Magnoliopsida, Brassicales, Brassicaceae.
AUGUAUUUAUUACAAUUGGUGAAGAAACUAGCUUCAAUGUUUGCUCUCUCUUCCGCAGGCCGACCAUCCAUGCUAAUCUAUAGCCAAGAUGAUAAUCAUCAGGAGUUGGUGGAAAGAAGGGUACAUGAACAUGAGAGAAUGCUGAAGAUGAAUUCAAGAGACUAUGGUCAGUACAAUCCUACACCAAGGCUCGGCAGGCCUCCUUCCAAGCUUAUUCCCAACUAA